This is a messenger RNA of Oryza brachyantha (malo sina), 2113 nucleotides long. Its product is annotated as probable serine/threonine-protein kinase PBL28. Bases 670 to 1743 code for a protein of 357 amino acids. Gene Ontology annotation, biological process: protein phosphorylation. NCBI's taxonomy places the organism in Eukaryota, Viridiplantae, Streptophyta, Magnoliopsida, Poales, Poaceae. The transcript has 7 exons. Gene Ontology annotation, molecular function: ATP binding; protein kinase activity. The record is from RefSeq and is a predicted model, not a curated record.
UCUUUUUUCUCUUCAUUGCACCAACCACACGCUCCUCUUCAAAACGAGGCAAGGCUCAAUCGAUCGAUCGAUCGAAUGCGCGGUUGCGGAUCAUCGUCGUCGUCUUCCUCAUCGAGCAGUUGCGCAAUUGUGGUUGGUUUCUUGGUCCAUAAGUAGCAAAGCUAGGGAAGUGAGUGGUAGUAGUAGUAGCUGCUGCUGCUGCUGCUGCCCAUUCCUUUACUUCUUUGCCAAACGCCUCUAGGUGGCACGUCUCCCUUGUACUUGGCCGCCAAGAGACCGUGUCUUGUAGGUCUCUAUCUAGCUUUGAUCCUCAGCCUCAUUUCAGAGCCUCUGGAGUCUGGACUAGAUUACUGGCCUCCAUUGUCGACCUUGUCCUCUCACUCUACUCCUGUCCUUGUUUGAUCGUACUCCAGCUUCUUUCUUGAUCAGUUGGUUCAUCAUCAGUGGCAGCCAUUCGUGCUGCAGCACAUGUGCCUUUUCAUGUAAAGUGCAGUGUGCCUUGAGCUGGAGCAAGGAAUUUCUCCCAGUUCUUGAUCACCGGCAAGGUAUAUUGGAAUUAGAUUCUUUCAGUAAAAAAAAGAGUCUCGAGCCAAAGUUCUUCAGACAACGGCGGCGACGAAGGUGUAGUCAAAAGAUAGAUAGCUUCAGAAAGUGGUCCAAUCAGCCAGGAUGUUCAACAACAUCGUCUCGUCAUGGAACAAGAGGAGGAGGAGCAGAUCACUCGAUCAGCUGAACCCAUGGGUGUACAAGCCAGCCGAGCUGUGGCAGAUGAAGGAGCAGGGCCCGACGGCGGCGCUGCCGCCGCCGCCGUCGAAGAAGCGCAGCAGCUGCUCCAUGGUGUUCACCCUCAAGGAGAUGGAGGAGGCGACCAACAUGUUCAGUGAGAAGAAUCUCAUCGGCAAGGGCGGAUUUGGCCGCGUUUACAGAGGAGUUCUGAAAAAUGGUCAGAUUGUUGCCAUCAAGAAGAUGGACCUGCCUACUGCUAAACAAGCGGACGGCGAACGCGAAUUCCGAGUCGAGAUCGACAUCCUGAGCAGGCUAGACCACCCCAAUCUGGUCACGCUGAUCGGCUACUGCGCCGACGGCAAGCACCGGUUCGUCGUCUACGAGUUCAUGCCCAAAGGCAACCUGCAAGAUGUUCUCAAUGGUAUCGGCGAGGUGAGGUUGGACUGGCCGGUGAGGCUGCGGAUCGCGCUGGGCGCGGCGAGGGGGCUCGCCUACCUGCACUCCACCACCGCCGUCGGCGUCCCCGUCGUCCACCGCGACUUCAAGUCCAGCAACGUCCUCCUCACCGAGCACUUCGAGGCCAAGAUUUCAGACUUCGGGCUGGCCAAGCUGAUGCCGCAGGAUCUUGACCUGUACGCCACCACCAGGGUGCUCGGCACCUUCGGUUACUUCGAUCCGGAGUACGCUCUGACGGGGAAGCUGACGCUGCAGAGCGACGUGUACGCGUUCGGCGUCGUGCUGCUGGAGCUGCUCACCGGCCGCCGCGCCAUCGACCUGAGCCAGGGCCCGCAGGAGCAGAACCUCAUCGUGAGGAUGCAGCAGGUGGCCGGCGACCGGAAGAGGCUGCGGAAGGUGGUGGACAGGGAGAUGGCGAAGGGGUCGUACACGGCGGAGUCGGUGUCCAUGUUCGCCGGCCUCGCCGCGCGCUGCGUCUGCUUCGAGAGCGCCGGCCGGCCGUCCAUGGCCGACUGCGUCAAGGAGCUCCAGUUCAUCAUGUACGCCAACAUGAAGAUCUGAAAUCAAUCAUGGUGGCGUUUUUAGUUUUUACUCCGACGACGACGGCGAUGGAGAAGAAGAAGACGACGACGACGAUGAUCUUGGUGUUUGUACAGAAAAUUUUUUUUGUGGUUUUUUCGCAGAAUUUUCUGCUCAAAGUCCAAAAAAGAUUGGGGAUUUGUGGUAUAAAAAGUCCACAGAUUUCUAUCGUUUGAUUGAUAGUAGUAUCAACUUUAGAAAUGAGAGACGAACUGAAGACAGAUAGAGCAAAAUUCAAUACUGUAUUUCACCAAAAAAAAAAUUACUCAUUGAACUUUGGGGAAAAUAGUGUAAAGAUACCAAGUUUGGACCGAAUACUACUAUUUUUUUUUUCAAAUGGGAAUUUCAGUCU